Messenger RNA from Trachemys scripta elegans, 4553 nucleotides. RefSeq names its product interphotoreceptor matrix proteoglycan 2 (gene IMPG2). The transcript has 20 exons. Bases 1 to 4173 code for a protein of 1390 amino acids. The record is from RefSeq and is a predicted model, not a curated record. Gene Ontology annotation, biological process: visual perception. Lineage: Eukaryota; Metazoa; Chordata; Testudines; Emydidae. Gene Ontology annotation, molecular function: heparin binding; hyaluronic acid binding.
AUGACAAGAUCCGCAGAAACUUACUCCGCUGCAGAGGAAAUCAAAGGUAAGGAUGCUAGACCAACAACUCAACCCAAUGGCUGGCAAUUAGUAAACCCUUCCCUGUCUCCUGAGUCAAGACAACGUACUGAAUUCACAGGAAAGGAACACCUCAACAGGCGCGUGUUGUUUCGAAGGAAGAGGUCCAUCCUGUUUCCUAGUGGAGUUAAAAUUUGUCCAGAUGAAACUGGUGAGCAGGCCAUUGCCAACCAUCUGAAAUACUUCAAACUCCGAGUGUGCCAGGAAGCAGUCUGGGAGGUCUUCAAGACAUUCUGGGAUAGACUUCCAGCACGUGAAGAAUAUCAGUACUGGAUGAGUUUGUGUGAGGAAGGAACUAUGAGCAUAUUUGAAAUGGGCACAAACUUCAGUCAGUCUGAAGAGCACCAGAGCCUGAUUAAGAAGAAACUGUCCUAUAUGAAAGAAGCAAUGGACGGUGACUGCAGCGAUUGGUCCUGUGGCUCUGGAAUUCCAACACCUUCUCCAGCUGCUGAUGCUACCACAUUAAGAGAUGCAGCUGCCAAUGUCCCACCCCCUCAUGAGGUCUCCAUUGAGAGUCCAUCAGAUUAUACCUUCAACAAGAAUGAAGACUCAGAUGCUAGCAUCAACAAUGAGAUAAAGAAGGAGGAUGGGAAGCUGAUGAAACCUGUUCCUGACCAGAUGGUUGAGUUCAGCAUCUUUAUUUUGGGAGAGAAAUACACUGAGGAAUUGAGUGACCCAUCCACCAUGCAGCAUCAGCUACUCUCAGAACAGUUUAUUUCCCAGGUAAAAAAUGCAUUUGAAGAAUUACCUGGAUAUAAUAAUAUCCAUGUGCUGGAAUUCAGGUCUCCUGAUGAUGACAGUGGUGUGGAGGUUCACUACGCUGUCACGUUUGUUGGGGAAACCAUCAGCAAUGCCACCUGGGACCUUAUUAACCUUCAUUCCAACAAAGUGGAGGACAACUCCUUCAUAGAACUUGAGGAUAACCCAACUGUUGUUUACACAGUCGGUGACUUCAGAACUUAUAUUGCUGAAAUCCUUCAAAAGAACUCUUUGCUUGAAAACAUCUCUUUGACUUUGGACCCUGACUCUCUCCAGCUCAUUAAUGUGAAAGAAGUUCUCUCCCCUGCACCUGAAGACACAUCCAGGAUUACUGAAAAUCCAAUUGUUCUUGAGUCUCCAGAAGCUGAUGUUGAUAAUGCCCUUUUAGCUGAGUGGCCCUCUGCAGAUGCAACAACUGCAAGCAAUAUCUUGCCACUUGAUUUCACCAAACCAGGUUUCAUCUUUGAUAGUGAACAGUCCAAUGGCAAUGAAAUCUGGUUAAGAUCAGAAAACCUGGACUCUGAGAACAACUUGAAUUCAACACCAAAGGCAGUCCUCACUUCUUCUCCUGGUGGGAUGAGUCUAGAGGAAGGGGGCCGGACUCUUCAUUCUGGCACCCCAUCAAUGUUAGAAAAUGGCUCUCCUGUGGACUCUCAGGAAUGGCUGUCUAUCCCUGCUUCUUUAGAAGAUGAUGCUGGAGUGUCGGAAGGCUUUCUUCUGCCUUCCAGUCUACAUCCUCAUCUUGCACCAAAAGAAAUGCCAUCCACAGACACUUCUGUGGUUCCGCCGACUUCUAUACCAACAAUGGCCUCUACAUCAGAAACAAAGCCUAAUAAUGAGGGAGUGACCUCUACAGAGAAGGCAAGAGAAGCCACGCCCAUUGACAUAGACUCUAUAUCCCAUGACAGUCUGGAGGAUGGAGAAGUAUAUUUAGAGGUGAACCCUCUGCAACCCGAUCAGUAUCCAGGAGGAGAAAUUAUAUAUGAGGAUGGAUCUGGAUCAGCAUUUGAUGCUUCAGGUCAAGAGGCAUGGCCGUGGGGCAUAGCAACAUUAGAGCCAGUUUUCUACCGUCUUCCUGAAAGCUGGCUGAAAGAUGAAAAUGAUUCUCUGUUAAUCAGAGCACAGGAUACUCCUGAGGAACAGAUCCUAGAUUAUAUCAUUGAUUCUUUAGAGAAAGUAAAUGGUAAUCCUGAGGAUGGAGGUAUGACCAAUGCAAGAGGAGAAUUCACUGAUGACUCUGAAUCAAAUGUACCUGGACUUUCAGAAACUGCAACUCAGCAGGUGCCUAUGUUAUGGACACAAGAAACCUUGAAUGUGGAACUGUCCAUGCAAACAUCAGAGGCAUCAGGCAUGUCUGAUUAUUCUUCAUCCUUUGCAAAUGAACCCUCAGUGGACUAUUCUUCUUUAGAUAUGGCAGACAAACAGACCUCCAUCUCACCACAUGAAAAAGAUAUCUCUAUAGAAGGUCAUCUCCUUACAUCUACAGGGACAUUCAAUGUAAAACAAGCUGAAGAUUCCAGUGAGGAUCAUCAAAUCAUUUAUGAAGCAGUAGGAAACCAAAACAGGGAAGGGACAAAGCCAGAAGAACCAUCCACAAUGGUCCAGUCAGGCGUAGCUGUUACAAUAGGACACCAAGACAUGGAUUCCUCAUGGACUGGGCUCCUCAAGCCAGAAAUAGUCCUGACAGCAACUCCUACGAUGGAAAAAAUAGUCACUGAUGUUUUAAUGGAGGAGCAGCAAACUCCAGAUUUGCACUUGACAACUCAACAAGCUUCUGGAUCACUUGCUGUGAAACCAAUAAAUAUUUGGCCUACUCACAACACUGAAAGGGCAUCUGAGAAACCUGCAGAUGAAGACAUGCAAUUUGAAGCACCGACUAGGGUUGAAGUUUCAACCAUAGCUCCUUAUUUACUGGAGCUGGCCACUGGUUCAGAGGAUUUCACUGGACGGUCUAGUACAGACCAUGAUACUAGUACCCCUAGUAGCUUAAAUACGGCAGUGGGUUCUUUUACAACAGUGACUAUAACAAAGAAUCCUAUUGGUUCUCUGUCCAGUUUCCCUACUACACAAUAUACAGUAUCUCAGCCUACUGUUAGCUCAACAAAAUUGGGGGAGGACAUGACUACGAGAUUACAGGAUACUUCAGUGGAUCUGGAUCAUGUGGGCACAAUGUUGUAUCCUCACGAGAUGAACCUGGAAGAAAGAAGUAUGACUGAUAGUCGCAUGGAGGUAUCUACUAAUGUCCACUCCACAGAGAUGGCCAGUGUAGCAUGGCCCACGCAUGCAAAUCGCAACACUACCACAUCCUCACGAGCUUUAGUGGUGUUCUUUAGCCUCCGUGUUACCAACAUGAUGUUUUCAGAGGACCUUUUCAAUAAAAAUUCCCCAGAAUAUAAGGCACUGGAGCAACGAUUCUUAGAACUGCUGGUUCCCUACCUCCAGUCCAAUCUAACAGGUUUCCAGAAUCUCGAAAUCCUGAACUUCAGGAAUGGCAGUAUUGUGGUGAACAGCCGCAUGAAGUUUGAAAAACCUGUGCCUCGUAAUGUCACGAAUGCAGUCUAUAUAAUUCUGGAAGACUUCUGCAACACUGCCUACCAGACCAUGAACCUGGCCAUUGACAAGUACUCCCUGGACGUGGAAUCAGGAGAUCAAGCGGAUCCUUGCAAGUUCCAGGCUUGCAAUGAGUUCUCCGAAUGCUUGGUAAACCGCUGGAGUGGUGAGGCAGAGUGUGUGUGUUAUCCUGGCUAUCUAAGCAUUGAAGGAUUGCCCUGUAAUAGCAUCUGUGACCUGCAACCAGACUUUUGCCAAAAUGAUGGGAAGUGCGACAUAAUCCCAGGACAAGGGGCCAUAUGUAGAUGUCGUGUAGGUGAGAACUGGUGGUACAGAGGAGAGCACUGUGAAGAGUAUGUCUCGGAGCCAUUGGUUGUGGGUAUCGCAAUUGCUUCAGUGGCUGGCUUCCUUCUUGUGGCAUCUGCUGUCAUUUUCUUCCUGGCCAGGACCCUUCGAGACCAGUACUCAAAAAGUGACACUGAGGACUCAUUAGGGCAGGGCGAUAGCCUCUCCUCCAUUGAGAAUGCAGUGAAGUACAACCCUAUGUAUGAGAGUGAUACCACUGGGUACAGCCACUACUAUCGGAGAUACCCACAGCUCACCUCAUACAGCUCUACCAGUGCAGAGACAUCCACAGACUACAGCAGUGAAGAGAUAAGGCACAUUUAUGAGCAUAGUGAGCUCACGAAGGAGGAAAUCCAGGACAGAAUACGGAUUAUAGAGCUUUAUGCCAAAGAUCGGCAGUUUGCAGAGUUUGUUAGACAACAUCAAAUGAAGCUGCUUUAAAAAAAAAAAAACUGAAACCAGAAGAAGUCUUGUGGAAGAUGACCUUGUUGCCCUAGUAACAGGGCACAGACGUAACUGCAAAGUUACGUAUAGUCUUUGUUGUAUGGAUCUUAAACACGGCUGGUUGGAUGCAGAUGUUUUCUAAGUGAAUUGAUUAACUGUAGGAAUGUUUCUCUGGCUUUUCUGAGUACAGUUAUGAAGGUGACUAGAGGUCAUGAAAAUUCGCUUUUACUUAUUUUAAUCAGGGAAAAAGCAUUUCCUGAACUGGACAUUGAGAUUAGAAAAUACAUGCACAAACUUUCAAAGAUUUUUUGCUUGGUAUGCAAAGAAAAAGUUGAAAUGAAAUACAAGUUUUUAAUGUUACUCUGGUGUCCGUCCCC